GAUUAUGAAAUGCUUAAAGCAAUGUAUGAUUUUGAGGCUACUCUAAGUAAGACCUUGAGUUUCUCCGAAGGGGAUUUUUUCCUACUUCAGCAAAACAAUACCAAGCAAAGAAAUUGGUGGCAUGUUGUAAAUAGAAAAGGUCUGAUUGGAUUCGUUCCCUCAAAUUAUGUGGCCUCAGUCAAGGUUGAGCCAGAAUUCCUUUUGGCAUUUAUUAAUGAUUGUAUUAAAAAUACAAAUGAAAAUAAUAUAGUGUCAUCUCAGAAACAAGAGUUAUUAAAUAAACUGAAUGAAAAGAAGAAGCUAAUACAAUUAGUUAUAAAGCCACAAAGCAAGAAACCACCAGCUCCAAAACCACCGCAACGAUUGGAUGACAGCACACCCCCUAAUGGGGUGUCCCCCUCCUUUGAUUUGCGACCUGUUGUGUCUCAACAACAAAUAUCGGAAGAAAGGGAAUCCCAAUCUCCACCUAAAAGUAUGAAGGAUGUUGAUGAUGGAAGAAUGAAAGGAACAGUCGUCAAGACAGGUUCUAAUCAAUUGUCAUCUGAUACUGAUGAUCAGGAUGAUAGUCAAGACAGCAGCAGAAGUAUUAAACCAAAUGCUAUAUAUGAGAUAGUGCAGGCUGUACGAAAAGAGACACAACUCAGCCAUGAAAUGUCUAAAGUUGCUGUUGAAACUGUGCUGAUUUCUUUGAGGGAAUUUCUUCCUGGUGGAGCUGCCCGGUCAAUAAUUGAUGCCCUUCUCCGAGAAGCGAACAGCAACAUUACAUGUCCGAAGAAUGCUAUUGAUGCGGCUCCAGACGCGCUCAGAAUGAUGACAGCCCUAAACGCUCUGUCCAAAGCUGCCAAUGACGCCCAGCAAAGAGGAUGGGCACUGCAUGAUGAUGCUCAUGAUAUACAAACACAACUGCUUGAACUAAUUUCUGUUAUGUCCAAUGCUGAUGUGAAUAUCUCGCAGCAUGUCCUCAGCAGCCACCGCUACGCUUAUGUGACUACAUUGGUGCAAUACUACCAGAUGGAAACGAGAUGGCCUCUAAGGCAACUACUAUUACAGGCAUUCGGUGUCAUGUGCGGAUUAGAACGUACAGCACUUGCUACUCUGGCACUGUCAGCCCUACCUGCAGAGAUAGCUCGAGACAUGCGAGACAAUCCUCGCGCCGUCAGCCGCCUGUCACACUCGGCACUACUGCUGUCUAUGGUCUUGUCUAUGGGCGACAAAUUGCCAGUUACACACUUCGAACAACUAGGGGUCGAAUUUGCACAAUUCCUCUUGGAGUUAAUUGAAGACCCACCAGAGACGGAUGUGGAUGAACAAAUUCCUGAUCUAUUCUUGACUCUCCUACUUGCUUACAAUUUGCAAUUUGAAAGUGUAAUGGACAACCUUCUACUCAACGCAUUAGAAACCAGAGACAAUGCUAAAACAUUUUGUGAAAAGAUCCUUUUAAUUCUUAAUCGAGAAGAAGACCCAGUACACCUUUUCGACCACGAGCCCGCGCCGCCACAUUCAGUGCUCAAGCUCGUCAUAGAUCUGUUCAGCCGCAAGAAGACCGCCAACCAUUUCUACACCAAUGAUGUCAACGUGGCUAUCGACAUCAUUGUCAGGCAACUAGCUGACUUAUCGCCUGGAGACACGCGACGUCAACAAUACCUCAGGAUACUGCAGGGCAUCAUCCGUAACACGGACUAUGGGGCCCACCUGCAUCGCCGUCAAGAUCUCCUAAGAUGUUUCGCGCGUAUCUUUUGCGAAGAGGUGGAAGCCAGCCGAGACGACCAGGCUCUUGUCCGCGCCAUAUCCAACGAGUUCCCACAGUACUUCAAGGCCUAAGGUUUGAACGCCAGUAGAUGCAAUUUGAGUGAAAUGUCGGCUAGUGCAUAGUCGUAUGGGAAGAUGUAACGCGUGCUGCUAUAGGACUGUGGAAGUAGAUACUAUAUCUAAUAUUGGCUGUGUAGACGGUGUACCACCUUUUAUGAUGUUCAGCGUACCUACCUACCUACCAUGAGUUUCGGUUUGAUUCUUUUGUGGUGAAAAUGCAAAUGCUUUAAAGACCGUUUUCAAGUCAUAUGGUUGGCAGCUAUAUGAUUAUAACCAUGUCUAUAUAUACUCAUGGUAGAGGUACGGAAUAAUAUUAUGCGUGUAUGUCAUGUGAUGUGUGUUCGGAAAGGUCUCAAUUCUCUAUUCAAUAGAUAUGAAUUUCCAUUUAAAUCGAACGUUAAUUGUAUACUAUAAUACUGAACUAAAAAUAGAUUUGCUUGUUACUAAACGAUCUUUCUGUGUUAUGGUAUAUAGGUAUAAGUAUUCGCACAAUUCGAAGCAUUUAUUCAGGUAUUUCUUAAAUAUUAUUAUAGAUACGUAUUAGUGCUGUAGACAACGAAUUAUUCUAUCUGUCACAACAUUUAUUAUCCAGGAAAUUAAAAAAAAAGUCUUCAUAAUUUUUCAAUAUUCUCAUUUCUUAUUUCUUAAAUUUUUAUGGUAAAUUUUCCAGUAAUUUUGCAAUUGUUAUUCUAAGUAAUGUAAAAGUUUAAUUCUUAUAUUUGUAGAAUAAGUUGCGUCACGUUAAUGCCAUUUAUAUAACCAAAGAUUUAUAUCAUUUCAAAUUUCACUCCUAGUCUCAAACCCCACAGUCAAUUAUUAUACGAUGUUCUGUAUGAUAAUUCAAUAUAUGUGCUUAUUUUUACAGCAUAAAAAUAAUUGGGCCUAAUUUUUAGAUCUACUAAAUUAAGAAAUAAAUAUUUACAAUUCUAAUUCUAAAUAUGAAAUAUAGCAAAAUAUAAACUUACAAAUUAAUAGUUUUUAAAAGAUGUCGCUAUUUUUGUCAACAUACAUAGAUGAAAUAAUAUUUAAUAUAGAUAAAAAUUUAUUAGCUCUACAACAGCAUUAAAAGAAUAUAUCCUAUUCUUAUGAAUAUUAUAGAACUCAGUAGCUGACUUUACGGAUUAUAGGAAUUAAGUCAAUAUUACAAAUAUACUAUAAUCCCAUGUUACGUUAUUGUUAUUGUGAACUUAAUAAUACAGAGAUAAUAUUUUUACAAUUCAAAUUACGACUCGCACGAAUAUAGUAGUUUUUCAUAUUACAUAGGCAUACAGUUUUUCAAAUGAUUGUUUCAAUAUUUAUCACCAGUUUUAUUUAAAUUCAUAAUGAAUCCUCCGUAUUACAUUAUUCAAUUAAAUAAUUCCGUUAUAUUUCCAUAAAGAAUAUUUUGCAUUUAAGUAUGUCUGCUGUUCAUAUGUUACUUUAGAUGUGGGUGUUAUCUAUUAAGUUAAAAUUAUAAAAUCAUGCUGAUAAUGACUGUCUAAACUAAAACAAUCACAAAGAUAUCCGUGCGCGAUAGUUUAUAUAAGUUUUAAAUUUCCUACAUGUAUAUCUAUACACGUAAAAAACCGCAGAGUUCUUGAUUCAAUGUACAAACAUUUUUGUAAAACAAAAAUCGAUAUAUUAAAAUCAAACCAUAUUAAAAUUUAAAAAAAUGAGCGAAUAUGCUUCCAACUUACAAAUAAUUGUUAUUGUUAAUAAUCGUAUUAUCAUAUACUUCUAAUAUGCACUAUUUUCAAAAUAUAUGAAAAACUAAAAAUAAUAUAUUUCGUUAUAUUGAGUCAUAUUGUAAGUUGAUUCACGAUAUAAAAAUAUAUGAAUAAAUAGAGCUUGAGAACUCAUACAGCUCUAUUUAUUUUUAAAGCAAAAAUGAGCAAGUCAGUGUGGAUGCCUAUUACUUAUAGGCAUACUAAAUAAAAUCAGAUAUAAUCUAUGGCCUUCAGUCGGUCCAUAAGUACUUCCGAGAUUUGAAGAGCCUCAUAACAUUUUUUUCCCGGUAAAGUUGUAAAAUCCAGCCAUAGCCAAUGUCAUUACAAUAGUUCGGAAAUAAUGCUAAAUUAAAAUAUGGUUAGUCGUAAGGGAUAUACCGAGAGUUACGUAAUGUAUUUACAAUUUACCCUAAAAAUUGUAAUACUGUAUCAAGAAUUAAUUAUAAUAUUAUGAAUAAAUAGUAUGCAUAGCUUGGUUUAACUUUACGACUAACACUGUAUAUAUCAGUAAUUAUUUUUUGUUCACUAUUGCGUAUCGUUAGAAGCCCCAAUUUAUAGCCGUAUAAAUUUUAGACAUAUUUAACGGUGUAACUGUAUCUCAAAAUCUGUAACUGUAAUAUGUAUAAACUUCAUCAAAUUCCGAUGUAUCGUAGUACAAUUUCUUGUUCAAAUAUUACUUACUUAGUGACCAAAGUUUCAGGGUGUGUAGUUAUUAUACAUGUAAAAGUAAAGCGUCUUGGUAAUAAUAAUAAUAGUAUUUAUUUGUCUCAAAGAGUAAUUUGUAACAAUUUCUAGUUAUAAUAAAAUAAAGCUACUUUAAGACAAAAUGGUUAUUAACUCAAAGGGGUAAGUAAGUUCUUUGUAUCUGCUAUUCUCUCAUAGCCUAUAUCCGGAAAAUUACGUACAGUAAAGGUCUUUGUCAAAAAUUGUUUAUUUUUUUAAAACACUUUCGGCCAAAAAAUCAACGACUACUAUAGCAUUUAAGUUUAACAAUGUCCUCCACUAAAAUAUAUCAUAAAUUGAAUCACAAAUAUAAAUAUUAAUUAUUAAAUGAAAAUCAAUUGUAAGUUUUCAUUGUACGUAAAUCCUAUGUAUAUCACAUCGGUCAUAAACUGUGUAUACUUAAUUUUUUUAUAUAUUUAUUGAUUAGCUAUUAUUUUUGCCCAGGCAUUGUUAUGACUUACAAUAGUCAGUAAAAUUGAAAAUGUACUUAUUGAAAUUGUUAAUAAUACUUCAUAUUUUAAAAUUUUAUGAUGAAAUUAAAUAUUUACAUUGUUACGCCUAAUUUGAUAUUGUAUAGAUGUUAAUUACUAAUACUCUCAAUUUACUUUUGGAUUGUGCUCAAAAUGGCAGCCAAAUUUUUGUAGUUUCGUAAUUGUGGUAAUUUAUCGUAUUGUUUUUAUUUUUAUACUUGAAGGGAGACACGUCGAUAUUUUGAACUUUAUCUCAUUGUAUAUUUUUAUAUAUUAUUAUAAUAUACUGUAUUGUUUAGCAGUUGAGAUAAAUAUUGCGGUUAUUUCAUAUUUGAACUUUCUUAAGAAACACUGCAACAAAACAAACAACAUUAUAAGAAUAUCGAAA
Molecule: messenger RNA, 5096 nt
Organism: Achroia grisella
Lineage: Eukaryota; Metazoa; Arthropoda; Insecta; Lepidoptera; Pyralidae
Product: NCK-interacting protein with SH3 domain
Exons: 9
Coding region: 10-1821 (603 amino acids)
Biological process (GO): endocytosis
Molecular function (GO): Arp2/3 complex binding; protein binding
Source: RefSeq, a predicted model, not a curated record